Molecule: messenger RNA, 1485 nt
Organism: Chrysochloris asiatica (Cape golden mole)
Lineage: Eukaryota; Metazoa; Chordata; Mammalia; Afrosoricida; Chrysochloridae
Gene: IFNAR2
Product: interferon (alpha, beta and omega) receptor 2
Exons: 7
Coding region: 1-1485 (494 amino acids)
Molecular function (GO): interleukin-22 receptor activity; protein binding
Source: RefSeq, a predicted model, not a curated record
AUGGUUUUCAGCCAGAACGCCUCGGCAAUCAGACUUCUGAAUUUGUAUCCGUGGGAUUUUUCAAAUGAACCUUGUAUUUUAAAGAUGACUCUACGAAAUUUCCACUUAUUUUUAUCAUGGAAAUUAAAAAACCAUUCCAUCGUACCAACUCACUAUACAUUAGAGUACACCAUCAUGAGCAAAGAAGAUGACAUGCAGACUGUCAAGAACUGUGUAAAUAUCACGAGACUAUUUUGUAACCUAACAGAUGUGUGGGACAACAUGGAAGAGUCCUACCUCACAAGAGUCAUGGGAUUUAGAGGAAACACAGAACUGAUCCAUUGUAAGAUGGGUUUCUUCCCACUCAUGAACACACUGUCUUUUGAACCACCAGACUUUGAGAUUUUUGGCUUUAUGGACCACAUUAAUGUGAUAGUGAAAUUUCCAUCCUACACUCCCAAGAUAAUAAAUGUGCAUUAUUUUUCUCUCAUCAUUGAACAGCAGUCAGGGAAGAUUGUGAAGAAGCACAUCCCCCAAAUAAAUGGAAACCUUACUGGAAAUUUCAGCUAUGUCAUUGACAAAUUAAUUCCAAACAUAAACCAUUGUGUAUCUGUUUAUUUUGAGCUGAAAGCUUCUGAAGAAAUAAUAAAAUCCCCCUUAAAAUGUAUCCGUCUUCCCACCCAGGUAUCAGAAUCAUCAGAACCUGCCAAAAUAGGAGGAGUAACCGCUGUGUUUUUAAUAGCAGCUGUAUUCAUAAGCAGUUUAGUACUAAUGAAACGGAUUGGUUGUAUAUGCUCAAGAAAUCAUUUCCCCAAAGCUUUGAAUUUUCAUAACUGGCCAGCCUGGAUAUUUCCUGAGCCGCCACCAUUGGAAGCAGUGGAUGCUGUGGAGGUCAUUUAUAUCAAACGAAAGAAGAAAGAGUGGAACUACAGUUACGAGGAGAGUGACAGCGAAGAGGAAACAGCCACUAGAACAAGCGCUGGUGGCUACACCAGGCGUGGACUAAUCGGCAAAGCCCUGACUCAGAUCUCUACCUCCUCCACCUCUGAGGUGCUGCAGCUCACAGAGCCAGAUGCAGACGAACUUGACCUGCCAGAGGCAGAGGCUGAGCCCCUGCUGGUGCCAGGCCCCUGCCCCCAACAGUCAGAAUAUUCAAGUAGACCCUAUGAAAGGAAAGAGAGUCUGCUCCAGGACCCCUUUUCUGAAGAGAACAACAGCUCCCCAGAAAGGUCGAAAGGGAGAGGAAUCUUUAAUGUGAAUUUAAACACUGUGUUUGUGAGGGUCCUGGACAAUGUCACAGACAUCCCUCCAAUGCUACCAUCUCCUCCGGAAGAGACAGUCGAUCUAGUGGACCCUAGUGAGAUGGAACCAAGCUUUCCAGUCCCCAGGGAGGAGGGGACACUGCCAGCCUCCACAGAGGACAUGUGGUCCGAAGAUACUGUUUCAGAGGAAAGUGAUGCUUCUGAGUCAGAUGCUGAUGUCGGGGAUGGUUAUAUAGUGAGAUGA